UCGGGCCCAAAAAGGGUUUUCGAAGCUCUCUUCGGAAAGAGGAAAAAAAAAGAAGGAAGAAAUCUUCUUCUCUGCGAUCGUUGUUUGGGAGGGACGACAGAAGAUUCCACAGGGAAAGAGGCGGAAAAUCUCAUACCAAACUCAACAAAAGAAAGAAUCGCCGGUUUCUUCUUUCAUAUACAAAGAAAAUAUCAUAUACACAUACAUACAUAUAUAUAGUAAUGGGGAGACAGAAAGGAGAAGGAGCCAGAAGUAAGGCUCGUCCCUCAAGCAGCAGUAUGGCUGCUUCUCUCUUGCCGUCGGGUGCUACGGCCGUUGGAUUUGGAGGCUAUGUGGGUAGUUCUCGGCUGGAUUCUUCUUUCACAGGCGAAGAUGCAAGCAAUCCACUUUUGGAUAUGGACGGUGAAGUGGCACAACACUUAAAGAGGCUUGCGAGGAAGGACCCGACCACCAAGCUUAAAGCUUUAUCAUCUCUGUCUUUGCUACUCAAACAAAAAUCGGGGAAGGAAAUAGUGCCUAUCAUUCCUCAAUGGGCAUUUGAAUACAAAAAGCUGUUGCUGGACUACAAUAGGGAGGUUCGGCGAGCUACGCAGGACACCAUGACUAAUCUUGUCACUGUUGUUGGAAGAGACUUGGCUCCUCAUCUGAAGUCUUUGAUGGGACCGUGGUGGUUUUCCCAGUUUGAUCCAGUUUCUGAAGUUUCUCAAGCUGCAAAGCAUUCAUUGCAGGCAGCCUUUUCAACACCGGAAAAGAGAUUAGAUGCCUUGAUUUUAUGUACAGCUGAAAUAUUUAUGUAUUUGGAAGAGAAUCUAAAGCUCACGCCAGAGAAUAUGUCUGAUAAAGCAGCUGCUUCUGACGAAUUGGAAGAUAUACACCGGCACGUGAUCUCUUCAUCAUUGCUCGCAUUGGCCACUCUUCUUGAUAUAUUAGUGAACUUGCAAUUUGAAAGACCUGGCUUUGAAAAUGUAACUGCUGAACCAAAACAUGCUUCAAAAGCCAGGGCUGCAGCUAUUUCUUAUGCAGAAAGGUUGUUCACUGCUCAUAAAUAUUUUCUAGACUUUCUGAAGUCUCAAAGCCCUGCUAUCCGUGCAGCUACGUAUUCGGUGCUUAGUAGUUUUAUUAAAAACAUUCCUCAUGUCUUUACUGAAGGAAAUAUGAAAACUGUUGCCACUGCAAUACUUGGAUCUUUCCAAGAAAUGGAUCCGGCUUGCCAUUCAUCAAUGUGGGAUACGGUAUUGCAAUUUUCCAGAAGAUUUCCAAGCAGUUGGACUACCUUGAAUAGUCAGAAAACUGUGUUGAACCGGUUCUUGCAUUUUCUUAGGAAUGGGUGCUUUGGCUCCCAGCAAGUUUCUUAUCCAGCUUUGGUUCUAUUUUUAGAUACUCUGCCUCCUCAAGCAAUAGUGGGAGAGAAGUUCUUCAUUGACUUUUUUGAGAACCUAUGGGCUGGAAGAAACCCAUCCCAUUCUUUAGCUGCAGAUCGAUUAGCAUUUUUCCUGGCAUUUAGAGAAUGUUUUAUCUGGGGAUUACGAAAUGCUUCAAGGUAUUGUGAUGGAGUAGAUGCCAUUCAUCAAUUCCAUGUUACUCUCAUUGAGAAGAUCCUUCUAAAGCAUAUGUGGUAUGACUACCUGCUGUUUGUCAGCUCAAAAGAUCCGGAUAGAGUCUCCUUGGGGCAGUCCAGGUAUCUGUCUAAGGGUAGCAUUCAACUUUCUCACAAGGAAACAAUUGACACUCUCAACGUUAAGUAUUCAAUAGGUUAUUUGCAAGAUUUGGGGAAGUGCAUUAUUGAAAUUCUUUCCGGCAUUUAUUCCCUUCAACAUGAUCUUCUCUUGCCUUUCUGUACAACAUUUCAAGAAAACUGCGUCGAGAUAAUUCAGCAAAUUGAUAACAUGCAGAGUACUACUGAUAAUAUUGAACGGGUCAUCAAGUUUUUGUUAUUAUUGGAGCAGCAUGCAGUGCAGAAAGGUGAAACGUGGCCCUUGGUUCAUUUAAUUGGACCAAUGGUGGCGAAGUCUUUCCCAUUGAUUAGAACACUCGACUCACCAGAUACUGUGAGGCUUUUGUCGACUGCAGUUUCAGUAUUUGGACCACGCAAGAUUAUUGGAGAACUUGUUUUCAAUGGAAGUGAUUCCUACAGUUGCAUUUCUGAUGAGAAAAACAGAGAAGUGGAUUCUGAGCAGUUAUUGCGAGUGUUGAAUGAAAUAUUUAUCCCUUGGUGCUUGCAAGAAAGUAGUUCCUCAAUCAGCGUUCGACUAGAUCUUUUGCUAGCAUUACUUGAUGAUGAAUGUUUUUCAGAAAAGUGGAAUAGUAUUAUUACAUACGCAACAAAUUGUGAACACUUUGGGGCCAGGCCUGGUGGUAUUCCAGACACCAACCACUUACUUGUUUUGGCAAUCUUUUUGGAGAAAACAAGAGAGAAAAUAAAAAAGAAGGCCGGAGUAGAUUUUGAUCACCUGCAAGGCUUCCAACCCGACCACUGGCAUCAUGAGCUUCUAGAUUCGGCUGCUGUUUCCAUUGCUCGUGCUCUGCCUCCCUUUGGAACUUCUGAUGCUCGGUUUAUGCAGGCUGUUCUUGGUGGCUCAACAGAGGAUGAUAAAACUUCUUUUGUGUCCAGUAAUGCAAUGAUCCUGAUAUUUGAGGAGGUUUUCAGAAAGUUACUCACUUUCAUAAUGGAUUCUUCAUUUUCUUGGGUUUCAAAUGCAUGCUCUUUAUUAACUGCUGCGGCAAAUGAUUCUGUUCCUGGAUUUGAAUCUUCUAUAAAUGUUCUUGAAAUGGCUCAUUUUGCAAUUGAAGUACUUGAUGGUAGCUUCUUUUGCCUAAAGACAUUAAGUGAGGGAAGUGGUAUGGUUCCAGAUGUUUUAGCUGCAAUUGUUGUGAUCGACUGGGAAUGUAGCAUGGCAGCUUUGUCCAGUGGUCGACUUGAUAAAGAUUGUUCAAAUAAAAUCAAGGCAAGGGCUGACUUGUCUGAAUUUGUGCAUGCGUUCCGUUGCAAGAUAAGUAAUCAGUUUGUUAAAAACCUAAGCUUAAACAAUCAGAAGAGAUUGGGAAGUGUUUUGAUUCAGUCUAUCAGGUUUGCCAUUCUCAAGGAAGAGAAAUUAGAAACUGAUCAAAUAACUUCUCUGUGCUGCCUUUGGAUGCUCGAAGUUCUUGAUUGUCUCUGUCAGGAUCAUUUUGAGGAACAAAAAUUGUUGGACCAGUUUCUCAGCAAGGGUGAUUUAUGGCCUUCGUGGAUCAUGCCAGAUCUCAGUAUUGGGGAAAGAUCAGCGACCUUGAAUCUCGAAAGCACUUCUACAAAUGCUAUGAAUCACAGAUUUGUUGCUAUGAUUGACAAGCUUAUAUCUAAAAUCGGGAUUGAUAGGGUUGUUGCUGGUUCUGUUUCACAUACUCUUCCAUCUUCAACUACAGAAGCAACGAAUGAAUUGAUCAGUGCUCAAGCUAAUAAUUCUCGAGCCUGGCUUGCAGCUGAAAUAUUAUGCACAUGGAAGUGGCAUGGCGGUAGUGCUUUGAGCUCUUUCUUACCUUUACUGAGUGCAUAUGCAAAUAGUGCAAACUAUUCUUCCAAAGGAAGCUUAUUAGAUUCUAUUGUCCAAGUUUUGCUAGACGGUGCUCUUAUCCAAGGAGCUAGUGAUGAACUAAGUUUUCCCAAUGUAUGGCCUCCUUCGUAUGAUCAAAUGGAAAGUAUUGAAGAACCCUUCUUGAGAGCUCUUGCAUCGUUACUGUUUACUAUUUUUGAAGAAAAAAUAUGGGAUAAAGACAAAGCUAUGUUGCUUUUUAAAUUGCUUGGAAGUAAACUUUACAUUGGUGCAGCAGUAAACUCCAAUUGUUUGAGGAUUUUUCCUCUGAUCAUGAGUGUCCUUAUUAGACCAUUGAGCAUUGGAUCUAAUGAGUCUGAUGGAAUUGUUCAACCUAAUCCAUAUGAAGAAAAUCAAAUGCAUGAUGCUAUCAAGGACUGGCUCCAAAGAACUCUAUCGUUCCCACCUUUAACUGCAUGGCAAACAGGAGAAGAAAUGGAAGAUUGGUUUCAGCUAGUCAUAUCUUGUUAUCCCUUAAGUGCAAUAGGAGGAACACAAAGAUUAAAGCCUGAGAGAGGUAUCAGCCAUGAGGAGAGAGCACUUUUACUUGAAUUAUUUCAAAAGCAGAGACAUGGAGCUGGUGGAUCAGCUACAGCUAACAAGCUGCCAAUGGUGCAGAUGUUGUUGUCAAAGUUAAUGGUAGUUUCAGUUGGGUAUUGUUGGAAAGAAUUUAAUGAGGAAGACUGGGAAUUUGUACUGUAUCGUUUAAGAUGGUGGAUUGAAAGUGCAGUUUUAUUGAUGGAGGAAGUAGCUGAAGAUGUGAAUGGUGCUAUAACAGACAGUGCUAAUUCUUCUAACAUGGAAGUUACACUGAAAAUGAUUGAGCAUACUGCUUCUGCUUUAAAACCUUCUCCUAUAAAGAUUGCUAGGAAUGCCCUUGCUGCAUUUUCUCUGUUUCUUGGGCUUGUUGAACUUCACAAGGAAGAAGUUGCAGAUGAUUUGAACCUGUUAAGAAGUGAGAGAUGGGGUGUUUUUAUAGAUCGGAGUCUAGAAGGUAUUCUUCGCUUGUUCUUUUCCACUGGUGCUGCUGAGGCUAUUGCGAGUUCAUGUUGUUAUGAGGCUUCAUCUGUUAUAGCAUCUACCCGGCUUGAUCAUCCUCACUUUUGGGAGUUAGUCGCUUCAAGUGUUGUCAAAUCCUCAACACUUGCUAGAGAUAAAGCUUUUAAAUCAGUUCAAAUGUGGGGGCUAAGCAAAGGGCCCAUAAGCUCUUUGUAUGCAAUCCUUUUUUCUUCCAAACCGGUUCCUUCUUUGCAGUUUGCUGCCUAUGUUAUUCUCUCAACCGAACCUGUUUCUCACUUGGCUAUUGUUAGAGAAGACACUUCAUGUCUCUUGGAUGGGGUUACCACUGAUGACCAGGAUUCGUCUCGUCUCGAUUUAUCUUCAGAACAAGAGGUUCAUUUGAGGGAGGAAAUUUCUUGCAUGCUUGAAAAAUUACCAUAUGAGAUUCUUGACAUGGAGUUGGUAGCACCACAACGUGUGAAUAUCUUUCUUGCCUGGUCUUUGUUGUUAUCACAUCUUCUAUCCUUAUCAUCGUCGUCGUCAGCAAGGGAGAGAUUGGUUCAAUAUAUACAAGAAUCUUCUAAUUCAACAAUACUGGAUUGCCUUUUCCAGCAUGUUCCAUUGGAGUUGUUGAGCUUGACACAUAGCCUAAAGAAGAAAGAUGUACAACUCCCUGCUGAUUUAUUGGACGCUGCCACUGCAGCAACACAUGCCAUCACUACCAGUUCAGCGUUGUUCUCUGUGGAAUCACUUUGGCCUGUUGGACCUGAGAAAAUGGUUUCACUUGCUGGUGCAAUAUUUGGUUUGAUGCUUUGUAUUCUUCCUGCAUAUGUUCGUGGCUGGUUUAGUAAUAUACGUGACCGUUCUACAUCAUCUGCGAUUGAGUCUUUUACAAAAACAUGGUGUAGCCCACCUCUAAUCUCAAAUGAACUAUCUCAGAUUAAGAAAGCUAGUUUUGCUGAUGAGAAUUUUUCAGUCAGUGUGAGUAAAUCUGCCUAUGAGAUUGUUGCUACUUAUACAAAGGAUGAAACUGGAAUGGAUUUAGUAAUUCGUCUUCCUGCAUCUUACCCACUGCGGGCUGUAGACGUUGACUGUACAAGGAGCCUUGGUAUUAGUGAAGUGAAGCAGAGAAAAUGGUUAAUGUCUAUGCUGUUAUUUGUUCGUAAUCAGAAUGGAGCUUUAGCUGAAGCGAUACGAAUAUGGAAGAGCAAUUUUGACAAGGAAUUUGAAGGUGUUGAGGAGUGCCCCAUUUGUUACAGUGUGAUCCACACUGCCAACCACAGCCUACCGCGCCUUGCUUGCAAGACCUGUAAGCACAAGUUCCAUUCAGCCUGCCUCUACAAAUGGUUCUCAACCUCUCACAAAUCAACUUGCCCAUUGUGCCAAUCUCCAUUUUGAUUUUAAAAUUCCAAGCCAUGAAACUCAUUAGAUUAUGGGGAAUGGUGACUAAGUCUUGAAUACUGGACUUUGUUGAUUUUGAUUGUUUGACACUGUAACUUGACACUCGACACCUCUAUACAAAAGCAAGCAAAGGUUGAACUAGUUGAAAGAGCUGGAGCAUAAAUUGAAGCAGGGAAAUGAGUGCUUGAAGUCUGUCAGAUGGUGAGUCUGCACCAUUCUAUGUUUCGCAUAUUGAAAUGUCCAAACCAGGCGAUGUUGUAGAGUUGAUUUCCCAAAAAAGAUUGUGAUUUUUGCGUUGUCCAAAUGGGUGUUGGUGAGCUGCUGGUAGUUUCAGAAUCCAGAGGGGACUGCCCCUUGUUAUUGAAGUUUAGCAGAGUACAUGUACAGUUGUUGUACAUUUAUCUAUUUGUAUUAAUAGUUGAUUUACACCCAGGAGUAGACGAAUUAUUAAAAACCAUAAUUAUCGAAGCCCGGAUUUGUUUGGUCAGUAUUUUGUUAUGUAAUGCUAUGGUAGAUUUUGUGAUUCAAUAACUCUUCAGUGUGACGUGUA
Cornus florida is the source of this 6519-nucleotide messenger RNA. Its product is annotated as E3 ubiquitin-protein ligase listerin. The coding region runs from base 222 to 5966 and encodes 1914 amino acids. Gene Ontology annotation, cellular component: cytosol; RQC complex. NCBI's taxonomy places the organism in Eukaryota, Viridiplantae, Streptophyta, Magnoliopsida, Cornales, Cornaceae. Gene Ontology annotation, molecular function: ubiquitin protein ligase activity; ribosomal large subunit binding; zinc ion binding. Gene Ontology annotation, biological process: ribosome-associated ubiquitin-dependent protein catabolic process; rescue of stalled cytosolic ribosome. The record is from RefSeq and is a predicted model, not a curated record. The transcript has 18 exons.